Molecule: messenger RNA, 837 nt
Organism: Naegleria lovaniensis
Lineage: Eukaryota; Heterolobosea; Eutetramitea; Acrasida; Naegleriidae
Exons: 1
Coding region: 1-837 (278 amino acids)
Source: RefSeq, a predicted model, not a curated record
AUGGGAAACAAGACCUCCUUCAACAGCAACAACAAAAACACAACGACCUCCGAGGUUAUACAUCGACUCGAUGCGUCAAAUGAAUGGACACUCACCGAUCAACUCAGUGGGGUGUUUUAUGGACAUGAAUAUUCGCUGGACUAUUAUGUGGGGUUUGAGAAGAGUAAGAAGGCACGUUUUUCCCAAAGUUCAAAUUUUUCAAGUUUUCAACAACCCCAGCAACAGUCACGCAAAAUUAUUUUACAAAUUCAAUCGGCACCUUGUUCCAGGUGUAUAGUUUCCGAUGCACCUGCAACCACUUUUAGUGAAUGUGAUUCUUCAUCGAGUCGUAAUUCUGAGAAUAACGCUGCCCACUCAACACAUUAUACGUUCUAUGUUGGGAAAGAUACGAACGAAGUCUUAUGUGUGUCUGCGCCGAAUAACAACAACUCUCCUCAUGGUCAUUCAACAUCCACAACGCCCCAAAUAACCUCCUCCUGGAGUCACUAUCCUGUUGAUGCUCAUGUAUAUAGCAAACUGAUUGAGCAUGUAAGCCGAAGUACAUUCCACCUCCGAGCCGUCACACUCAAUUCUGAGAAUAGCCCUCAUUCGCUACAGAAAAUUCAAUUAUGUAAAUAUGUAUCAUCGAACGCCACAAAUCAAGCUGAGGAGACAGCAACUUUUGAAAGAGAAGAUGCUCCAAGUAUUAUUGGAGCAAGUUCCUUUAUUUGUAAAUACAAGCAACGACGAAGUGGAGAGUCUGAAGUACUCUGUGAGGAUCUUCAAUUGGCCUUCAUGAAUUUUGUAUUGAGGAGCACUGAAGAAAUAUUCAAGCAUGAACAUAUAUCAGAGCGAUGA